ACACACACACACACGCACACACGCACAGACACACAUGCUCAUCGGUAACAGCCAAACCUUUCACAGAGAUGUGAGGAGGACGCUCUCGCACACACACACACUUUCUCACUCACGUUCACACACUGCCUGCUUAGUCAACAGCUCACGUAGCGCUGCGCACACACACACACACACACACACACACACACACGUAUCAGACGACACACAGUCUCUCUCUCUCUCUCUCUCUCGGCUGCUGUCACUCUCCCUCUCUCGCUCCGCUGCAAUCACCGAGCUCCUCACACACACACACACACACACACACACACACACACACACACACACACACGGGAUGUGGGGUUCAGUGACGCUGUGACGUCGCCUCACACACACUUCUCGCUUGUCUUGCAGCACAUGCUUUAACGCAGACACACACACACAGACACACACCUCUCGCAGUGUGCUGGUGGAAUGAGGCGGUGAUGUUCUGGGACAGGAAGAACAACGCGGGUAAUUCCCAACGACGGCCCAAAGGACGACACAGACCCAAGUCGGCAACAGCCACCAGCGGUCUAGAGGCGGAGGGCGGUAGGCGCGGCGGCAGCAGCAUCCACGGCGACGGCAACCACAGCAUCAGCAGCAGCGGCGCCGGAGGAGGAGGAGGAGGAGGAAACAGCGGCGGUGGUGCGGCCCACUUCAGGUCUCCAUGGCAACAGAGCGUGAACGUGUUCGGCUCCUGGAGCAGGCCGGAGUGUGUCGAGGAGCUGCACCAGGAGGCGCAGCUCAACCUCCAGAGCCUGCUGCAAGACUUUGAGGAGCAGUUGUGCGACACCAAGCUAACCGGUCAGACCUUCCGGCAUCCGUCCCCGCAGAGCUCCGAGGACACGUCCACCUCGCUCAGCCGCUCGCCCGUCUCCUUCAACAACAAGAGGUCGGACUUCAUCUUCCUGCCGGCCUCCAAGCAGCUCUACGACGAUGAGACCGCCUCCUCGGUGUUCGGCCUGAGGUCCGCCGCCGACCCCUCCCCCUCCCCGAGCCCGUCGCCCUGCGGCUCCGAUCGCCCCCCGCCGGGCUGGAACAGCACCAACCACCACAGCAGCAGCAGCGGCGGCGGCACCCCCCCCGCCGGCGGGCCGCCGGUCGCCGACAAGCCGCGCUGGCAGCUCGGGAGGCGGAGCCACUUCCUGCCGCUGGACGUCACAGGUGAAGGGAGGGGAGGGAAAUUCCACGGCGUCGACCUCCUCCAGCACUCCCCCUCCCCCUCCCCCUCUCCGGGGGACCCCUUCCCCCAACAGCCCCGCUCCCUGGAGGCCGCCACGGACACUUUCCACCAGAGCCUCCCCCUGAGGAAGACCCGCUCCGACCUCGACACGACCCCACCUGCAGGGCGCACUCCAGACCGCCUUCACCCGGGAGCUAUGGACACCUCCGGGCUGCUGUGCUCCAACACGGCCCCCUCUUCCUGGAACGGACCCAAGGGCUCAACGUUCUCACCGGGGGCGUGGAACGAGCCCUACAGCUACGGCGCAAACAAAGGCCCGGCGGUCCCACCGAAACAGCACAGCGUGCUCGGAGGCGCCGGAGGGGGGGGGUCGCGGGACGGGGUGAUGCUGGUGAGCUCGGGACAGUCGGUGGGCUCGCAUUCCAGUUCCUUCGCGUCCGCGACGAACCCUUCCGGGAGGGGAGGGAACAGCGCGAUGGCGACGAUGGGGAAGCGGAGCGAGACGGAAGGGGCGGCGGAGGCGGACGGCGGGAGAGGAGGCGUGGUCGCGGAGGCGGUGAGAGGGCGGGAGAGGUCGGCGCGUUCCAUAGCGGCGGCCAACGCCUUCAAGUUCCGGGAGCGUUCGCUUUCCACGCCCACGGACUCAGGUUCCUUCAGCUUCACGGAGGGCGGUUUGGGCCCGCCAGACGGGAACGUCCUGCUCACGGGCAACGGGAACGCCGUGGCGGUGGCAGACCGCCAACAGCAGCAUCAUAACUUCUUGGGUUCUGGCGAGAACUACGCCCUUCUUUACCCGAGAGGGAGCUCCGAAGACAGCACCAGCACCGGCGACACCAUCUCUGUCACGGCCUCGGACUACAGCGCCGACGGCCGCUUGCGCCUACGCUCCCGCUCCAUCUCGCUGAAGAAGUCCAAGCGCAAGCCGCCCCCCCCUGUGAGGAGCGUGUCUCUCAUGAAGAACCUCGGAGAAGCCGAGGGGCAGAUCCGACGCGGCAGCCUUUAUCGGGAUGGCCGGCCGAAGAGCCUGCACAUCCCCAGGGACCACUUCACUGACUUCCAGGCCGAUUUCCUCCUGCCGAACUCGUCCUGCUCCUCUAAACCCAGAGUUGUAGAGCAGGAGGUGGGCCGUGGAGGCACCGAUCGACCUCCAAGCCUGGAGGUCCAGGCACCCGAGAGGGAGGGAGAGACAGAGCUGACCUUCCCCACUCACUGGCAGCUGGGCGAGUGGAAGAAUGACCCUUACAGGUCUUUAUCAGGCUCCAGCACAGCAACAGGUACAACAGUGAUUGAAUGUAUGAAAGUCAGAGGCAGCUCGGAGUCCCUGCUCGACUCCCCCUCCACCUCCAGAGCCACUUCUCCCUCACAGCUCUCCAUGGACACUGACAUCAAGGCGCCCUCGCCCUUCAAGCCCCUGGGACUUAUGUCCCCCUCAAGUGGCUAUUCCAGCCAGUCAGAGACUCCCACCCCGACUGUUCCCCUCAGUUACACGGCAGGUCACGGGACAAUAGGGACACUGGGUUGUAAGUUGCGUCCAAAGAUCCCAGAAAGAAAAUCCUCCCUGCCGUCGCCCAAGGACCCGUCUGGGAGGUGUAGGUUAUCCUUUGAGAUGCCUGGGAAUGCACAUCUGGAGCUGUCGUCGAUCAAGCCAAAGCAAAAGGCCAGCCGGCGACAUUCUGACACCUCGACGGCCGCAAAGCCGGGGAAAGUCAGCCCCGGUACCUCGCAGGCGUUGCCUGUGGUUACCCAGAACGAACUGAAGACUAUCCGGCUUCGCUCCGUCUCACGCGGGGACUUGGAGGACUGCCCCGACGGGGCGUCUGACACCAUCGAAGAGGAACAGCACGGCCGAGAGUUAGGCGAGGACCCCAGCCCGCCACCCACCCUACCCAAACCCAAACCACCUGUCGCCGUCAAGCCCCCGUUGCCCAAGCGGCCCAUAAACCUCCUCCUAAAGUCUCCUUCCCCGUCAUCCACUUCCCCCCUAGCCCUCGAUUCACCUCCUGGCUCACCCGUGGACCGGCCUGUGCCCCUAGGCAACAUCUACAAGGUAAUGAGGAAACCGAAACCCAAGAAACCGCCUCCACAAACGAGUCCCUCGGUCCGUCCAGAUCCUACCGGAAUUCCACAAGCCACAUAUGAUCAUCCAUUCCUCCCCUACUCCCAUUCCCUCUUCGAUCUCCCUCCCCUCCCGGACCCUCAGCCUCUCCUCGAAGACCCGACGAUGGAGCCCGAGUUCGGCAUGGACCCGGAGAUUUGUCUUGGUCCUGGGGACGGAGGGUCGCUCCCUUCUCCCUGCAGCGACCAGGAGGCUCUGGAUUUCCUGGACAAAAGCAAGACCCUCCCCUCGAGGAUGACCAUCUCCUGUCUGGCAGAGCUGUCGGACAAAAAGAAACCCAAGGUUCCGCCUCCAGUCCCCAAGAAGCCCAACGUCCUGCUUCUUCCCUCAUCGGUCCACUCCUCCACCAAUGGCGGCUCAGAGCGUCCGACCUCACAGGCCGACAGCCCCGUGGGUCUCCGCUCCCCCAGCGUUCCUGACGUGCUGGAGCAAGACGAGAACCACCUGGGAAUGGACGAGGACAGUUCCAAGGAGUCGUCUCUUCAUUCGUCCCUGCACGAUUCGUCCCUCACAGAGCUGGAAGGGAAAAUGGCCGGCGCUGAGAUUGAGGACCCUGCGGUCAACGAGAAGACGGUCCUCCACAUCGCCGAGGAGACGGACGACCCCGUGACGGCCGGCUCGCCCUCGACGCACACCACCGAAGACCUGUUCACCAUCAUUCACAGGUCCAAGCGAAAGGUUCUGGGUCGCAAGGAGCCGACGGACUCCUUCGGCAGCCGCCAGAGCCUGGUGUCCCCGGUGAAACACAGCACCAGCGGCGGCGACCUCCGAAACAUGACCUUGGGCAGCCAGAGGUCGAGCUCCCGCAACGAGAACUUCAUGGCCCUGCUGCAGAAGAAAGGCAGCAAGUCCACCGGCGGCGGCGCCCGGGUCUCCGCCAUGGAGCUCCUCAAAAGCACAAACCCUCUGGCGCGCCGAGUCACUGAGUUUUCGACCCCCCCGUCGGCGAGCGGCGAGGAGGGGGACGAGGCGCCCGGGAACGGCAAACCCAACGACCAAUGAACGGGGGGUAUCGGUACCGGGUGUGUAGACCGGGUCCGCUCACGGAAGCUACCGACCGAUGCCGCAGAACGGGCGCCUUUUUUGACUGACGUGUCCCAUCGGCUCGCUCCGACUACUGAUUGACCUUUGGCAUUGUCCAAUCAACUUGGAGCACAUUUCCCGGGGGGGUGAAAUGGUCCCACGGUUUUAAGCGCUUAUUGUUCCCUGUCAAACCAGCCCCCUGGAGGAAGAAGAGAUGCAGAGAGACGCUUUCUUAGUAAUAAGCUGGAGGUUUGAAGGUGUUUUCCUCAGCGUGGAGGCCGGAGACGACAAGAGGAGUAUGAGGAUGAAACGUGCCCCCCCCCCCUGGAUGAGGACAACGAGUCCCAGGGGUCCACCACGGCCAUGUACAGCUUUCACUGAGCCACAAGGAUAAAUGACAACAAAAUUAACAGGAUAAAAAGUCAGAAGAUGUGGGACUUCCAAGCGAUUUGUCUAAGAUUCAAGCAAAGCCCCCCCCCCCCCCCCCCCGACACCUGAAACCCACAUGAAAGCUGAAUUAUUGAUCUUCACAGCUCCUCAUGUCUCUGAAUCAGCCUCUCCAUGACCUGAGCGCAGGAUUUACAAAGACCAGACCCCAUCGAGGGAGGGGGGGGGCAGUGAGGAGGGGCUUUUGGCCACCAAAGAUUUGACGCAUGGGCAUGUCACACAUUUCGUUGCUCGCACUACGAACACAAACGUGGACCUCCGGGAAAAAAAAAAACAUUCCGAAGACGCAAGCACUUUUUUCCCCCCUUAUUUGCUUUAUUUGGAUGUCCCCCCCACCGCCCCCCCCCCCCCCCCCCUACACACGCAGAUGGCGUGUGCCGUACAUGCCUGACCGGAUUGUACAGUUUGUCUCAUGUACAGAGGUAAAUGUCACGCAUCUUAUCGACGGAGAGCAUCGCGGACACAAGGACUAAAAAUAGUGUACAGCAAGGAGCUCGGACACAAGAUGGAAGGAAAAACACAACAGUGUGUGUGUGUUUGUACUCCUGUGUGUGUGUGUGCGUGUGUGUGUGUGUGUGUGUGUGUGUGUGAUCAAAUCUAGCCUGUGGUGUUUCUGUCUGGGAGUAUGAAGCAGGCCUGGUUAUUAAACAGGGUUUUAUCCAUUUUUGGUCUCUGGUGAUGGGACCAAAGGACUAUCAAAAAACAGACCAACAGACCAGAGGGGACCUAAAGGUGUAUGUGUGUGUGUGUGUGUGUGUGCGUGCGUGUGUGUGUGUGUGUGUGUGUGCACCAUCGCCCCACCAACCAGACUCUGGGAUCAGGUGGAUCCUGCAGUCGAUCACGGAACCAAAACCCGAGCGGAUUCUUCUUGUUUUUAUUUCACACUCUCUCGUCUCAGAGGGGAGGCGGCACUCCUCCCUCCCACUCAUUCCUCCUCCUCCUCCCUUCAUCGCUGCUGGAGGACACGCUCCAUCUGCCCCCACGGUAGCACACCCCCUCCCCCCCCACCAUUUCAUGUCACCUUCACCCCCCCUCUGCAUUCGGUCUAUGCAUCCAAGCUCGGCAGACGCCACGACACCGGAUGAAUGUCAACGAAUGACUGUUAAGAAAAUACAUGCUGUGCUUAUCUUCGGGGGGGGGGGGGGAGGGGGGGGACAUAUUUCUGUCAGCGCUCAUCUUCUGCCUUCUCUCUUUUUUAUACUUUUAUUUGAGUUUCUCCGUGGAGGAGCGAAAGUAUCUGUGCACAAACACAAGCAGGGUUUGAAUGUUUUUGCUUAAAGGACCUUCACUUUUAGACUUGACAGUACGCCCCCCCCCCACCCCUCGCGGUAUUUGACCCCCCUGACCCCACCCUCGGUUUCUGGAUCAGCACGUGGAGGGUCUGAGAUUUUUUAGGGAUUAGCAGCUCCAACUCCGACUCGUGGGCGGAGGGGUGGAGGGAGCCGUUCAUCUCUCGAUUCCCCCGGUGCUGUUGAGUCAGAGCCCCCCCUGGUGGGCGGAGGAGGAACCGCACCCCCCCCCCACCAGGAGCAAAGAGAGAAAAAGAACCUCUUUCACACCCGCGUCUCUCCUCCCCACCUCUGUCCUACACCUUCAUCCUGGAGGACACGACAGAGUUUGAAACGCAUCAUCACCGUUUAUGGCGACAAGUGACGCUUGUUUUAAAUAUUUAGUGAAUGAAAAAAAGAUGAACCUAUAAAUCUGUGUUUGUUUUCCUCGUAUACUGAAUUACAGGCGCCUUGCUGCGGCGCCAACUGUGUUUUUAUUUUUUUGUAUUUGUUUUUGUAUUAUUUAAGCUGCCUUGGUAGUAGACACACACACACACACACACACACACACAUGGGGCCAAACGAUGAGAAGAGAAGAAAGGGAGCGCUCCUGUUGAGUCUCACCUGUUCUCACCUGAGCAGAGCGCUGAUCCCAGAUCAGAUCAGCAGAACAGGAAGCUAUUGGAGCCAAACCCACCGAUUUAUUUAGAAAUACGGGGACGAUGUUGGGAGGAGGAGGAUGUGUUUUUAUGGCAGUAUGUACUGCAUGUACUAUGUACUAGGUACUGUGUACUCUGUGGUGUGUAGACAGGUGGAAUACAUCUUUAGUAGAAAGAGGUACAAAGGUAUGUGUGCACUAGUGAAUAAAGGGUUCCCUUUGGUGGGGGAUACCUUUUAUCCGUCUGAUGGGGAAGAACGUGUCGUCUUUUAAAGUCUUUGGGCCGCGGCCAAAUGGUGCCAUGUUAUUUUUUUAAUACUUUUAAGGGGAACAAAGCGGUGAGUUCGACCGCUGAAGUAAAACCAUCUGAAAUAUGUUGACAGCUGUAUUGAGAAUGACAUUUAUCUGAAGAGGGAGCUGACAGGAGAAAUAUAUAUAAUAUGUAAUCAUCCCUUGUGUGAGAGCGGGGGAGGACCCGAGGAAGAGAAGGGCUCCGGGGGGGGGGGGUUACUUCUCAUUUCGUCUUUUCCCUGCGCCUCCUCUUUCUGUGACUCGGAGGAGUAAUCGUGUUAAAAGCUUCCCCCCCCCCCCUCUCACUCUCUCACUCUCUAGUUUUCUACCCUCAAAAGAGAUAAAAAACGUGUCUGGAAGCACAAAGUGAAGCCGGCGCUGGUCAAUAGAUCCGUUUUAGCGACUGGUUGCUAAGAGAUGAGCCAGGAAACUUUAUCUGAAAUUUAUCUGAACAAGCCAAACAAAGUUUGUGCGAGUGACAUGUUCGGCAACUGUUUGUUAAGCACAGUGUGCAGAGUUACUCAAAUGAGCGAAUCAAACGCCCCCCCCCAUGUCAGUGUUUACAAAGGAUGCAGCCAGUCAAAUACGGCUCGUCUCUCUGCAGAGUUACUGCAGAACUUAAAGGAGCAGCCUGAAGGAUUUAGUGCCAUCUAGUGCGCAGGUAGCAAAUUGCACGCAACUGCCCCCCCCGACCCCCCCGUGCUGUAGCCUCCCCUGAUAACGUUGUCCUCCACCAAAAUCCCCAAACAUCACACGUGGAGAAUUUAAAAAGCAAUAUAAGCCCCUGGUUUCAGCGGCCUGCUAUCUCCUUAGCUUAGCCCAGCUUUUAGACAGAGUGAAAGGGGGGGGGGGGGGGCGUGAAAGAUUUGGGCCAAAGAGUAUCUUGCAUUUGUUUUAGGGGAGUGCCAGAGGGGGCGGGGUCUACGCCGUUUGGACACUUCACGGGUACUUGGAGUAAAAUCAGCCUCCUGCCACACCAUAGGGAGUAAAGCCCCCCCCCUCCCCCUCCCCCCCCCCCCGUGGAGAGUCCAUGGCAGCAUAUAAAGACGCAGAGAUGAUAAUUAGAGAGCUAUAAUGAAAGAGCGACAGCUAUUGGAUUUAUUCUAUUUUUGUUAUUCCUCCUCGAAAAAAAAGACAUAUUUAAAGAAAUAUUGCGUGUAUGUAUUGAAUAAC
Molecule: messenger RNA, 8177 nt
Organism: Pungitius pungitius (ninespine stickleback)
Lineage: Eukaryota; Metazoa; Chordata; Actinopteri; Perciformes; Gasterosteidae
Gene: nhsl2
Product: NHS-like 2
Exons: 10
Coding region: 462-4319 (1285 amino acids)
Biological process (GO): cell differentiation
Source: RefSeq, a predicted model, not a curated record